Molecule: messenger RNA, 1442 nt
Organism: Hevea brasiliensis (rubber tree)
Lineage: Eukaryota; Viridiplantae; Streptophyta; Magnoliopsida; Malpighiales; Euphorbiaceae
Product: PRA1 family protein B4
Exons: 1
Coding region: 447-1130 (227 amino acids)
Biological process (GO): vesicle-mediated transport
Cellular component (GO): Golgi apparatus; endoplasmic reticulum
Source: RefSeq, a predicted model, not a curated record
CAAGGCCAAGAGUAAGAACCCCAGUAAUUAUUGAAAAACUAUUAAGAACAGAGGAAAAAAUAACAGCAAUGACGUUUUUUGGUGUCCAUUCAUGCCAUUCGGGCCAGUCCUCUAAUAUGCACCCGCAAUCCACCAUAGCUGCGGCUCCUUACAAGAUGCACCACUGAAUCUUUUGUCUGCAUAAACAACACCACAACAAGCAGGACAAAGGGAACAAAUGAACAAGAUCCAUAACAAACGGUGAAACGCUCUUCUCUCCACCUUAAAAAAAAUAAUAAAAUAAAAUAAAAUAAAAUAAAAUAAAAUAAAAUCCAUCUUCUCUAAAUUUAGCCCAACACCUGUUGCUACAUUCUCUAUUCCUUAAUCCUUUAUCGCUUUGGAGAAAUUUUUUUUUUUUUUUUAUAUCGCAUUUCUCUCAUCACAAAAUAUACGGCUGCCACCAAAAUAUGGCCACCCCAACUCCUCCGACACUCCCCAUCUCCAAUCCCCAAACUACCACCACCGCCACCGGAUCCACCGCUGCUUCAGCCCAAUCGCAGCCUCCGAUCGCUACUCCUGCCUUCCGCGCCUUCAUCAACAACAUCUCUGAGUCUGUCCACCACGGCCUCUCCCAGCGUCGCCCCUGGGUUGAACUCGUUGACCGCAACAGCUUCUCCAAACCUGAAUCCCUCUCUGAGGCUGCCCUUCGUGUCCGCAAGAAUUAUACCUACUUUCGCGUCAAUUACUUGACCAUUAUCGUCCUCAUCUUGGCUUUCUCUUUGCUUUCAAAUCCUUUGUCGCUCUUGCUGCUCCUUGGACUCCUCGCCUCCUGGUUGUUUCUCUAUUUCUUCCGUCCUUCCGAUCGGCCUUUGGUCCUCUUCGGCCGUACCUUUACGGAUUUCGAGACCCUCGGGUUGCUCAUUGUGUUUAGCGUGGUCGUGGUUUUCCUCACUAGCGUUGGAUCUUUGCUUAUCUCGGCUCUUUUGGUGGGAUUAGCCAUUGUUUUCGCUCAUGGUUCGUUUAGGGUCCCUGAGGAUCUUUUCUUGGAUGAGCAAGAGCCUGCAACUACUGGAUUUCUGUCAUUCAUAGGUGGUGCUGCUUCCAAUGCUGCUGCUGCCGCAGCUCCUGUCGUGGUCGCCGCGCGUGUUUAAUGAUGAAAUUUAAUGUGAUUUGCUGGAUCGAGAGAUUAAUAUAGUAGUCAUUUGAUUGAUUGAAGUUUUUUAGCUUUUGGUAGACAUAAUAAAUCCCAAUUCCAUAAUUUUCAAGAAUUUUCUUUUAUAAUUAGGGUGAAUAUUUAUUGAAAUUGUAUGGAUCUAUAAUGUUUUGGUCUCUUUUACUUGUGAUUUUAUGUUCUAUUCUUGAAUCUAUAAAUUUUUCAAUUGUUAGGAUGUAUUUUAUUUUUUAGGUGAUACUGUUUGUAAUUGAUUUACAGAUGAUUACAAUAAAUUCUUCUUUUAUUUUUA